AUGCCUACUGGACACACAUAUGUUUGCCCCACCUGGACUACUUUUGAUAUCAAUUCGACGAUUCAAGUCGGAGCUUCUCUCCCAGCUUUUAAGCUGCCUAAUGCUCUCGGCAACGAAGUGACUAGCGACAGCCUUCUCGCCAAAGGCCCGGUUCUAAUCACUUUCUACCGUGGAGACUGGUGCCCUUAUUGCAACUUGGCUCUGCGCUCUUUGCAACUACACCUGGACGAAUUUCAUGCCAAAGGCGUGACCAUGGUGGCCAUCUCUCCCGAGCUGCCCAACACUUCUCUAUCUACUACAGAGAAGAACGAGCUCAAGUUUGAGGUUUUGUCGGACGUUGGCAACAAGUUCGCUAGGCAGCUUGGAAUCGUGUGGGAUCAGCCCAAGUCUCUUGAUAGUGUAUUUGAAGCCUUCAAAGUUGAUUUGAAAGAAAGGCAUGGCAAUGAUUCAAUGGCUCUGCCCAUUCCGACAACUAUUUUGGUGGAUGGAAAGGGAGUCGUGCGGAACAUCCACAUCGAUCCUGAUUAUAGGCAGAGACUAGAGACUACUACUGCACUUGCGUGGGUAGAUGCUCUGUAG
Trichoderma atroviride IMI 206040 is the source of this 579-nucleotide messenger RNA. RefSeq lists its product as uncharacterized. The record is from RefSeq and is a predicted model, not a curated record. Gene Ontology annotation, biological process: cellular response to oxidative stress; cell redox homeostasis. NCBI's taxonomy places the organism in Eukaryota, Fungi, Ascomycota, Sordariomycetes, Hypocreales, Hypocreaceae. Gene Ontology annotation, cellular component: cytoplasm. Gene Ontology annotation, molecular function: thioredoxin peroxidase activity.